AAUAAAAAAUUUUUAGUGUUCUUUAUUUUAAUGCAGAUUGCUUUGUAAUAUUUAAUUGCAUCAACUUCGAAUUUUUCGAAUAUUUGACGUCCAUUUUGAUUUUGUGAAAAGCAUUACAUAUUUUGCUGGGACGAAAUAGUUUCUUUGGCUGCAUUUUCUUGCUGUUCGCACGUAUUCGUCAAAAAUCCAAUAAUAUAGUUUUUUGUGUUUGCGUUUUGCAAAAAAUCAUUAAAAAAUUCUUAAAAACGUUAUAAACAAAGUAAAAUUAAUUCCACUUAAGUAAAUAAACAAAAGUAAUAUAAUUUUAAUCAAUAAAAAAAAAACAAAAAGUGAAAGCAACUCCACAAUUUUUACUUAACAAAGAAAAAAACGUUAAAGAAAAGCAAAAAAAAAAAAGAAAAAUCGACAUAAACGAUUUUUUGCAAAACGAACACACGGACGGAGUAUACGUUGUGAUAAAUCAGCAAAUUAGCAUAAGAAACCAAACAAACAAAUCCUGGAAUUCGGAGCAUCUGUAAACAAUAUAUUUUCCUGCAGUUUAUAUAAUCCUAAAUAUAAACUACUUAAGCAAUUAGAAUAGUUCAGUUGCAGUCACCACGUUACACAAGCAAGUGCCGCCAAUCAUGUUUGUAAAUUCAAUGACGUUUCGCGGAAAUCCAGCUGCCAAUCAUCACUAUCAACAACAACAUCCAACUAUCAAUCAUCAUGCUGCUUCACUUGCAGCAGCUGCAGGUCAUCCGGCAUUGUCUGCACACCACCCUCAGAUGCAUCACCAUGCAUCUGGCCAAGCCGCUGGUCCAUUAAGCCAUCACGGCUCGCAUCCCGGUGCACAUCAAGUGGGCAAUAAUAAUCAUCAUCUCAACUCAAGUGGAAUUAAUCGUCAUCCACAUGCAGCUAUGGGAGUUGGUAGUGGCAAUAUAACUUCUUUGUCACCAAAUUUGGGUGGAAGUUCGGGUGGUAGUGGCGCCAGCACCAGUUCACCUGAUAGUGGCAAAAUUUACAUUAAAAACUUGGAACGUUCAAUUGACAACAAGGCAGUGUACGAUACUUUUUCUGCAUUUGGUAAUAUAUUGAAUUGUAAUGUUGCCAAAGAUGAAGACGGCAAUUCCCGUGGCUAUGGUUAUGUGCAUUUCGAUUCCGAAGAAGCUGCACGCAUUGCUAUCGAAAAGGUUAAUGGCAUGCUGUGCAACAACCAAAAGGUUGUAGUUGUCAAGUUCAUACCACGUCGUGAUCGGGAACAGGAGAAGGCAUCACAGUUCAGGAAUUUGUAUGUGAAAAAUCUAAAUGACGAUUUUACAGAGCAGCAUUUGCGGGAAAUGUUUGAACCGUAUGGGCGCAUCACUAGCCAUAAGGUUAUGCUUGAUGAAGAGGGACGCUCCCGACGCUUUGGUUUUGUCGCUUUUGAAAGUCCACAGUCAGCUUUAGCUGCAGUUAUUGGACUGAAUGGCAAGCAGCUGGGAGACAAUAAAUUUUUGUAUGUUGCACGUGCGCUAAACAAAAUUGAACGUCAACAGGAAAUCAAUCGCAAGUUAGAAGAACGUAAAAGGCAGAAGCCUGGUCAAGUCUUCUACUACUAAAAUUAUUAUAAUAGCCUGAAGCAUUGGAAGCAGCGUAUACGUUGCAUUCAAAACAAAAAUAAACAGG
Messenger RNA from Teleopsis dalmanni, 1644 nucleotides. RefSeq names its product polyadenylate-binding protein-like. Bases 624 to 1577 code for a protein of 317 amino acids. Lineage: Eukaryota; Metazoa; Arthropoda; Insecta; Diptera; Diopsidae. The transcript is spliced from 2 exons. Gene Ontology annotation, molecular function: poly(A) binding; mRNA 3'-UTR binding; poly(U) RNA binding. Gene Ontology annotation, cellular component: ribonucleoprotein complex; cytosol; cytoplasmic stress granule. The record is from RefSeq and is a predicted model, not a curated record.